Dipodomys spectabilis (banner-tailed kangaroo rat) is the source of this 1870-nucleotide messenger RNA. It is a transcript of the gene Hao1, whose product is annotated as hydroxyacid oxidase 1. Lineage: Eukaryota; Metazoa; Chordata; Mammalia; Rodentia; Heteromyidae. The transcript is spliced from 8 exons. Bases 45 to 1157 code for a protein of 370 amino acids. The record is from RefSeq and is a predicted model, not a curated record. Gene Ontology annotation, molecular function: oxidoreductase activity; FMN binding.
GUGAAAAUAACGCAGCUACAGCUAAAGUAGCAACACCUGUGAAAAUGCUACCCCGACUUGUUUGUAUCAAUGAUUAUGAACAGCAUGCGAAAUCAGUGCUUCAAAAGACUAUAUAUGACUAUUAUAGAUCUGGGGCAAAUGAUCAGGAAACCUUGGCUGAUAAUAUUACAGCAUUUUCCAGAUGGAAGCUGUAUCCACGGGUACUCCGGAAUGUGGCUGAAAUCGAUCUGUCCACUACCGUGUUAGGACAGAGGGUCAGCAUGCCGAUCUGUGCUGCAGCUACCGCCAUGCAGUGCAUGGCUCAUGUGGAUGGUGAACUUGCUACUGUGAGAGCCUGUCAGACCCUGGGAACCGGCAUGAUGCUGAGUUCAUGGGCUACCUCCACAAUUGAAGAAGUGGCUGAGGCUGGACCCAAGGCACUUCGCUGGUUUCAACUAUAUAUUUACAAAGACCGUGAGCUCACUACCCAGCUAGUGAAGCGAGCUGAGAAGAUGGGGUACAAAGCCAUAUUUGUGACUGUGGAUACCCCUUAUUUAGGCAAUCGCUUUGAUGAUGUACGCAACAGGUUCAAGCUGCCACCCCACCUCAGGAUGAAAAAUUUUGAAGCCAAUGAUUUGUCCUUUUCUCCCACUGAAAAUUUUGGAGAAACCAGUGGACUUGCUGCAUAUGUAGCAAAAAUAAUAGACCCAUCUAUCAGCUGGGAUGAUAUUAAGUGGCUCAGAGGACUUACAUCAUUACCCAUUGUGGCAAAGGGCAUUUUGAGAGGUGAUGAUGCCAGGGAGGCAGUUAAACUCGGUGUGGAUGGGAUCUUGGUGUCUAAUCAUGGAGCUCGACAACUCGACGGGGUGCCGGCCACUAUUGAUGCUCUGACAGAAGUUGUGGAGGCUGUGGAAGGAAAGGUGGAAGUUUUCCUGGAUGGGGGUGUGAGGAAAGGCACUGAUGUUCUGAAAGCAUUGGCCCUCGGUGCCAAGGCUGUGUUUGUGGGGAGACCCAUCAUAUGGGGCUUGGCUUUCCAGGGGGAGAAAGGUGUCCAAGAUGUCCUUGAGAUACUCAAAGAAGAAUUUCGUCUGGCCAUGGCUCUGAGUGGGUGCCAGAAUGUGAAAGUCAUCGACAAGACAUUGGUGCGGAAAAAUCCUUUGGCUGUUUCCAAGAUCUGACAGUGCACAAUAUUUUCCCAUCUGUAUUAUUUUUUUUUCAGCAUGUAUUACUUGACAAAGAGACACUGUGCAGAAGGCGACCACAGCCUGUAAUUCCCCACUUCAACACAAAGGGUGUCGUUCUUCUCCAACAAAAAAAAAGUGAUCCCUUUUAGCUCAUUGCUUUUGACUUUUCAAUGGGAGUCCUAGGAACCUUUUAGAAAGAAAUGGACUUGCAUCCUGGAAAUAUAUUAACUGUUACAAAAGAAAACAUUUGAAAAUGUGUUUAGACAACGUCAUCCUCUGGCAGGCGAAAGUGCUGGGGAAACAAAAGGUAUACUUUUGGUAAAAUUUGAGGUAGUGAACAUUGAGGUAGAAGAUAAUGAUCUCACUGUUUAUGAAGUUGCAUUGUGUUUAAAUAAUCUUAGUAUACUACACUGGUUCUUAAAUUGCAAGCUCCGGUUGGAAAUGUUGGAAAUGCUUAGAGAAACAUGAGAUUUGGACUCACAACACCGAAGGUAGCACUGGGUAGGAUUGAAAUAGAGGAGAAAUGUGUGAUUCUUUAGAUACUAAACUGGUUUAGUUUUUGUUUUUGUCAACACCCUGAACUAUUUCUUUAAAUGUAGAUUUUCAGCUCUAUAUUUAGUGUCUGGAUACACUGUCAUGUGUUGUAGAGUAUCUCUUAAUCAAAAUACGGCACUUUUUUUUUUUUUAAAUAAAGUGUAUCUGGUCUA